AAACUGGUAUUAAAUUAUUCCUAACUGGACUACAUGUAUGACUCUACCGGCACGGUAAUAAUGGGCAUUACCAUUUAAUAAUGUUGUGACAAUUAAAACUUUACCACUCAGAACAAACUAGUAUCAAUCCGAUAUCAGCGUGGAGUCAAUAAUCUCCUUAUCUCCGGCGCCAUGUAACCUCCUCCAACAUAGCAAAUUCAUUCCCUCAGCUCUUUGUUAUACUAGAGGUUGAGUUGUCACGUUUUCCUCAAAUUUCUCACCGAGAAGUGUUAAUCUCCCAGAAGUACUUAGCCUUCUGACGAGAAUACGUGUUUAUAGUUUUCCCUUAGUGUUUUCCCUUAGUUAAUAAUUGUUUAAUUGUACAUUAUAAAAAUUAAUGUCAAGCGAUCAACCCGUAAUCAAAAAGCGACGAAAAAAGGUGCGCGGCUACGACAACCCCGAACAGGAAAAGCGACGAAGGAUGGACGCGAAGAGGAAAAAGAAUGUCGCUACCGCGCCCCAAAGCCAGAUUCGUCUUGAAUCUGGUCGCAGUAUCAGCCCGGCAUCCAUCCCAGGCAUUUUGGAUAGCAUUCUCGAUGAAGAAUAUGUCGAAGACGUGGGAGUGGCCCUCCCAAAUCGGUCCACCAUUUGUGCUGCUAGUACUACUAUCAAAUCUGGGGUGACACCAGAAACGUCCAAGGUUUCUCAUAAUAUACCCCCCGCUGCGAAAAGAUCUCGCACUAUUUGUGAACCACUAUUGGACGAGGGUAACAUGUGCAUAAUAUCCUGCGGACAUACGGAUGAUACAAACUUCUCGGUGACUAACUGUGGUCACAUUGUGCAUACAAAUUGUUGGAACAGGAUUAAUAGUCCGGACUCAGCUAACAAAAAGUGCCCGUAUUGCAAACUAUCUCCUGUAAGUGUGAAAAGAAUAUACAGUGUUCCAAUUGCGGAUAAGGAGAAAGCGUGUCAGGCUGAAAUUGCGAGGCUGAAAAAGGAAUUAAAGGAAUGUCAGGAUAAGUUCGUCAAACCUUAUGACGAGGCUGCAACUUGCUACAAUUGCGAGUCGAAGAGUCACUUAACGAGCAAGUGUGAAAGAAAAUGUAUGCUGAAAGUGCCAGCCCAAACUCUCUCUGGAGGGAGGACAUACGUCCCAUGUAGUGUCGAAGGGGAUCAAGUAGUUUGUGGACCUCUAGUCGAUCUAUAUGAGCAUUAUAUGCGAGAAAAGUUGUCUAGGGUGGGAAUUGCUAUCCUCUUUUCGAUGACCGUGUUUGGGGAUCGAUGCUGUGGAAAAUGUCUCAGCCUGUUGCACAACACUGUCGCAUGUAAGGAAGAGCCGCCUGACCUGGAAGUCAAGAAUUUGGCGAUCAAGAUUAAAAAUGCGUAUUCAUUCAUGGAAGAAGGUAACAAGAAACGUGAGGUUCAUAUGAAAAGCCUUAGGAAUUCUUGCACGCCUUAAUACAUAUAAAUUGAGUAAAUUGAAUUUGGCAGCAUGCUCACAAAUAGUAUGUACAUAUACAUAUAUUCAAAUAUUUACUAAAUUGGAUUCCUCAGCAAAUCUGACUUGCCAGAAAAAUGAAGACGACAUUAUCAAAAUUCCAUAUGCAUAUGUGCAAUUAAUGUCAUUAAGGUCAUCCGGCAGGUAAAAUAUAUGUAUCAGUACAAGGAGAGAAGCAUGCAAAAUAAAUAUUACAAAUUAGAAAUAUACACAUAUAAAUUAUCGUCGUCCAAAAUGAAAAA
Molecule: messenger RNA, 1719 nt
Organism: Folsomia candida
Lineage: Eukaryota; Metazoa; Arthropoda; Collembola; Entomobryomorpha; Isotomidae
Exons: 6
Coding region: 377-1438 (353 amino acids)
Source: RefSeq, a predicted model, not a curated record